Phoenix dactylifera (date palm) is the source of this 1658-nucleotide messenger RNA. NCBI's taxonomy places the organism in Eukaryota, Viridiplantae, Streptophyta, Magnoliopsida, Arecales, Arecaceae. The record is from RefSeq and is a predicted model, not a curated record.
UCGGGUUCUCGAUGUUUCCUUCGUCGCCAAGCACCCAAGCACCCCAACUGUCUUCAGAAGAGCCGGGGAAAAAUUAUUAAAAAAGAAAAGAAAAAAAAACUCUGCCGAGAAGCCCUAUAAGAAACCCUAGAAGAAUACCGCAGCCGCCAAGAAAGGAAGACGCCCUAGAAGAAUAUCACAGAGAUAGAAGAAAAGACUAAGGGGAUCUAGAAGAAGAUCACAAGACGGGGAGAAGAGUAGAGAUGGCCGAGCCAGAGAGAGUUUGGAGCAACAAGGGCUGGGUGUAUUGAUUGCAUCAGGUCACUAGGAAGAAGAGAGUCCGAAGGAGUCAUAAGGGGCCUAAUUCCGUUGCAGAAACUAUUGCCCGGUGGAGAGAGCAGAACAGCCAGCUGGAAUGCUCUUUCAAUGGCGAGAAACGAGCACGGAGAGCGCCUGCAAAGGGUUCAAAGAAGGGUUGCAUGAAAGGCAAAGGAGGGCCAGACAAUGCACACUGCAAGUAUCGUGGUGUAAGGCAGCGUACGUGGGGCAAGUGGGUUGCUGAAAUCCGAGAACCCAAUCGAGGCAGUCGCCUGUGGCUAGGGACUUUCCCUACUGCCCUGGAAGCUGCUCUUGCUUAUGAUGAAGCUGCAAAGGCUAUGUAUGGCCCCUAUGCCCGUCUCAAUCUUCCGCAGUUCAAUGGUGCUGCCAACGCUCAGGUGACAACUUCAGGAUCGUGCGAAUCUACCACCACAUCACAUCACUCUGAUGUCUCUCAUGAUUGGAGCCCUCGGUCACCUGAGGUCAAAGUGCCCAAGAAAGAACUAGAGGAGGAGAUUAGAAAUGAUAGCCUGCCACCUGCACCAGUGGGUGCUGCUGCAAAGGUGGAGCAGCCUGGUGAGGAGUUGUUUGGGCCCCGGGAUCAGCUGGAGGAUCUUCCGGAAGAUAUGUUCGACAUUGGAGACAUGUUGAGGAUGAUGGAUGCUGACCCGACAAAUAGGGGCGUUGGCGGCGAGCAUACGGACGGGAGAACAGGCCAUUCUGGUGAUGUUGAUGCUGACAUCAACUGGCAACUUAGCAGCCCUUCUGCUCUCUCGUUCCAGUUGCAGAAUCCGGAUGCUAAGCUGCUGGGAAGUCUGCAUCAUAUGGAACAAAACCCCAUUGCCAUGGAUUAUGGUUAUGAUGAUUUUGUCAGCCAGCUGGAGCAGGAUUGGAAGUAUGGGCUGCCUGACGAUGAUCCGGGGAUGUGGGAGAUGGGAUAUCCUGAGUCGGACUUGUUUUAACAUGAUUCUGAUGGAGGCAAAGUCCGGCUGUUCUGUCACACCCAAGUGCUACUGAAGUAGUUUGGAGUUCUGAUAUCUGACCGUUCUUUUAUUCAUGAAAACUGACGGGCUUCAGCUAGUUCGCGCUGUUUUUUUUAAAGUAUGGGGACUGAGCUUGCGGCACUGUCAGUAUAGCUUUGUCUAUUAUCCGUUUUGCUUUAUUUUGAUAUUAUGUUUCAGGGACGAUACUAGAUCAUUCACCUAGUUCAUUUUGUAUGUUGGAGCUUUCUAAGCAUCGAGUUAAUCAACUCUGUAUAUAACGGAAUGGAACGAGGUUUACAAGAAAAGCAAGUAGUAGCUUGAUGUUUUCGUGUAGAAUCAGGUGCCUGAUGAAAAUACAAAUUUUGUGCGUUUGCACCA